Messenger RNA from Schistosoma rodhaini, 2256 nucleotides. Lineage: Eukaryota; Metazoa; Platyhelminthes; Trematoda; Strigeidida; Schistosomatidae. The record is from the annotation of a GenBank genome assembly.
AGGGUAUUAAGCUCUCACUGCGAUCACUAAGGAAUCUUAGGCCUUAUGUUAUUGUUUUUGUUUAUAUUCUUCAAGGAUAGUAGAUUCGGUCGACUAUGAGCUUUGGCUCACUAAUUAAGAGGACGAAUUCGUCCAUAGGUUUUAAAAUUAGGGACCUCAACUGAGAACAAGAAUACAAUGCAUAUGAAAUACUUAAUCGCACUUUCGUUUCCGUAGACUGAAUUCUUGACUAUGAUUGUUCUUAAUAAUUUUCCUACCAAAACUGAUGCACUUGGAGAUAAGAAAGUUGAGACUAUUAUGUCCCCUUCCAGUAAAAGAGAAGCACCUGUUAUCAGCCCUUCUAAACUAGGUGACGACAGUCGUAAAGUCCUACUAGACAAGAGCAUAGCUUUUUUACAAAAGCAGCAUGAGUCCAUGUUGAAAGGUUUGCAUCAAGAGAUUGAGUCUUUGAAAAGAAUUAAUAAAGACUUGCAAUAUCGUCUGGUAAUGUGUACGUGUUCUGCUGGCUAUUCUGAUGAUUAUUUACCACAAAAUAAAACCAAAGAAGAGAACUCACUAAAACAGGAAAUAUCGAUUUUGCGGGAAGAUCUUGAAAACGAAAGGAAGAAGAAUGCACGUUUGAUGCAACAAUUGGAGGAAUUGCAAGUAUCCCAUAAUCCUGUCAAAGGACUUCCAAGAUUUGCGUGUAAAAAUGGACGAUUGUCGACGUAUUCAGAGCAGAAGAAUAUUUCAAAGAAUGAUGAAAUGUUCCAGAGUUUAAACAAAAGUCAAACUCACCAUGAUAAUAGUGAAUUCCUAAAAGGAUGUCAAGAUGUCUCGAACAAAAAUGCUGAUUUCAUAACAGACACAGUCACUGUAAAUAAGAACCCGAUUGCACCUACAACUGGAACAUUAUCAGUCAAUAAACUUAUACCAACCACUUCUCAUUCAGUUCCGAAUAAAUCAUCAACAACGCUGAGUAUACCAGGAAAUAAUUUAUUGACAAAACGAAGUAUUCUUCAUUCGUAUGAUAAUGAACAUGUUUUUGAAAAACAAGAAGAGGAAAUAAUCGAAUCAAAUGAUGAAUUAAUCAAUACACACUUAUUACCAUUUCGAUUACCUGCAUUAAGUCUUAGAAAACCACUUAUUCAAGCUUCACUAAGUAAUGAACAAUAUAAAAUAAAUACAAACAAUACAAAGCAUUCACCUACACGUGGUUCAUUAAAAAAUGAAGAAAUAUUCAAUAGCGAAUUAAAAAUAACUCGUCCAAUAAGAAGUGCCACAGGGCACAAUAAUAACUCAGCUACAACUUUGGAAGCGUCCAUCAAUAAUCUUCAAACUAAAUCGAUUGGUUCAAAAACCUCACAUGAUCUUCAACAACAAUUACAUGAUUUAAAUUUAAGAAAAGUUACACAAGCUUAUUCAAUCGGAUUAAAACCAUUUCUACCGUCAUUAACAAAACCAGCAGAUGUAAUGAUGAAUCGUCAAAACGAUCGUCAUCAAAAGAAAUCUACGAAAAGCUUACAGCGUAAGCGUACACAACAAAACAUUCAACCUUUUUAAAUGGUGAUAAUAAUAGUAACAUCUGAAACGAAAAUUCAAUUUGAAAAAGAAAAUUGAAAAGGCAUUGAAAUUUUGUUUAAAUAAGUUUAGAUAAAAAUAACAUUCCAUAUAUUUCUAUUUUCAAUCUUCAUUAAACUGAUAAAAAGUGAUAAAUCAUGCAGUGAGGGCUUCUAAUUGCAUUCGUUUAAAUGAAUUAUGCUUGUUGAAUAUUGAAAACUGUUUUAAUUAUGGAUGGCAGCAGACAUAUUGUCAGUGGAAUAGUUCAAUACCCAAUGAUAAAGACAUGCAACAAAUUUAACUCUCAAAUGGAAUUCCACUUAGAUCAAUUUCAAAGAUUAAAUUAUUAAAAUGCUGUAAGUAAACGUUUACCUAGUUUAUUACAUGAAAAAAAAAACGGUUUUAUAAAGACAAAACGGUAUUUUUAUUGGUUCUUAUUAUUGUUUUUAAUAUUGUUUUAUUCAUUUCUUCUAUCAUGAUCAAAAUUAAUAAUAAUAAUUUGUUUUACUAUACUUUUAUGCUUGAUUCAUCUGUGAGAACACUGAUAGAUUGUUGUCAAUAUGAUUGUGUUUGCUUGUCAUUAUAUGGUGAGUGAUUUUUAUCAUGACUAAUAUUAUGAUUGUCGAGAUAUGUCAGCAUGAAUAAAUGUGGAUCUAUACGUCAUAGCGGUAAUUACACCAUACAAUAGUAGCUAAUUUUCUCUAUUAUGACUAAAAU